AGGAGGAGCCGGUCCGGCCCCGACAGAGCGCGGACAAAGGAGGUGGCAGCGGAAAGGGCACCGGCGGCUGGGGGGCAUUCUCCCUCUCCCGGGAGGCGUCCCAGGCACAGGCCAACAUGAAGCUGAACGAGAGGAGCUUGACCUUCUAUGCCACCUGUGACUCGCCCACGGACCACGCCGGCGUCCUCUACAAGAAAGGGGAGCGCAACACAGCCUACCACCGCCGCUGGUUUGUGCUGAAGGGGAACAUGCUCUUCUAUUUUGAGGAGCGGGAGAGCCGGGAGCCCAUGGGGGUCAUCAUCCUGGAAGGCUGCACGGUGGAGCUGUGCGAGGCCAGUGAGGAGUUUGCUUUUGCCAUCCGCUUUGAGGGCGCCAAGUCCCGCACCUAUGUCUUGGCUGCCGAGAGCCAAGCUGCCAUGGAGGACUGGGUCAAGGCCCUCUCAAGGGCCAGCUUUGGCUAUCUGCGCCUGGUGGUGAGGGAGCUGGAGAAGCAGCUCGAGGAGAUGCGCAGGGAUCUCUCCACCGGGCACCGGGUCCAGAGGCGGGGACCUCUUUGCCGAAAGAACCAGACAGCGCCCAACUUGGAACUGGCAGUGCAGGAGAAGCCUACGAUCCCACUUUGUGUGCCGGCCAAAGAAAAUGGCUGCGCACUCUGGAAUAAUUCUGAAGGCUUGGCCAGCCUGCCGGCAAGAUAUACCUCCACUGAACCUUGGGGUACAAGGACUUGCGGGGAGGGCAGCCAUGAUGGGGGGCUCAAGCCACCUCCUUUGCCACCUCGGAGACGGGCCCUCUCAGGCCAUUCAGGGGGCACCAACGGCCCCGGCUUGGAUGGCCCAGUGUGUCCAAGUGUGGCCUGUUUCUCCAAACUCCAUAACUGGUAUGGCAAGGAGAUCCUGGAACUGCGGCGGGUCUGGCUGGAGGGGCAAAAGGGCACCAGUCUCUAAGUGGGCCCCUAGCCUAAGCCAGGCGGUCUCCAGCCUCUGUGACUAAGCCUCAGCAGUUGGAAACCCUGGCUUCCUACCUACCUACCUUCUAAUGACAAUGCAUAUUGUUCAGUUCUUGAGAAAAGCUGCCACAGGUACCAGCUCAUCCCUUCCUGUCUGUCAGCUUAAAGAAUCGAGCCAGUGCCUCUUAGUUAGUGUUCGCUGGGAGACUUCCUCAAUCAGAAAUAUCUCCUGGAAAAUGCCACCAUUUACAUUAUAAUGAGGGGCCUUCAGCUAGUUAGAAAGAAAGAGGACCUGCCUUUCAGGACAAUCACAAGCAAAGCAUGAACUGAAAAACCAAAGCCAAAUCCUGAGUCGGGGUCAGUGUUGGUGAGGUGCUAUAGCAUUCAAGGAGGCAGUUCAACCAUGGUUGAGAUACACCAGGAGCAGACAUGUUGUAGAGCAGACAUAGGCAAACCUUGACCCUCCAGGUGUUUUGGACUUCAACUCCCACAACUCCUAGCCUCAGGCCCUUUUAUUUUCCCCCUCAGCCACUUGGAGGGUCAAGGUUUGCCCAUGCCCACUGUAGAGCCAUUUUUUUUGUGGCUGCUGAAAACUCUCACUUUGCAAAAACCGCGACUGCAAUUUCCUUCCUUUCUCUAGAACCUCAUCUUCCUAUGUACCCUAUGAUAUGUCAAGAACCUUCCCCGUGCUCUUUCAAGAAGCCUGGGAGGUAGAGCCAUAGCGACUGUUCCCACUUUACAGGAGGGGAACUAAGUGAGAAAAAGGGAUCUGCCUCAAGGACACAACAGCAGGCUAGCGAGCUCUGCUUUCAGCCUACCUCCUUGCAAAAUGCUUGGUGCUGUUCUGUUUGUCAUCACUGGGAGCUGCAGAAGCCAAGGCUCAAAUCUGAAUUAAUCAUCAUUGAGUAACUCUCUGUCUCGCUCUGUCUUUCUGAUCUACCUCGCAGGGGUGUUCUGGGGAUAAAAUAGAAGAGAAGAAGAUUGAUUGGCCAUCAACUUUUGUCUUCUUCCGAGAACCAAUACACACCAGAAGUGUCUUGGUUUCUGAUUUCUGCUCACUCAGACCUCCAACAGCACAAAAGGCAAAACCCAGCUGGGAAGCAGCCAUGGAAGGGAGACUUUUUCUGGGCAAGGGGAAGGAAGCACAGCAGAUCAAUCCUUUCCUGUGCAAGGAAAGCAGGGGAGGACUUGUCCAAGUUGGGCAUGGCUGUGGGGAGAGAAAACCACAGAGGAGGAACGAUAGCAUGGGAAGGCCCAGAUUGCAAAGAAAAACAUUGGAUGACUUGUGGCCACAAUGGAGAACUGAACUUUUAUUGCCUUCUUUUAUUGUCUUUAUUCCUGUCACCACUUGGCCCUCUUUUUCAAGAGGGUGGAGGUGAAAUCUGCACAUUCUUCCUGGUGAAAACUGUAGAAUGCAUUGUCAAAGGCUUUCAUGGCCAGAAUCACUGGGUUACUGAGUUUUCCAGCAUGUCUGGCCAUGUUCCAGAAGCAUUCUCUCCUGACAUUUUGCCCACAUUUAUGGCGGGCAUCCUCAGAGGUUGUGAGGUCUGUUGGAAACUAAGCAAGUGAGAUUUAUAUAUCUGUGGAAUGUAUACAAAGGCCGCAGUUACACACUGGGUUAAAUCGCUAAGCUGCAGAACUUGCUGACUGGAAGGUUGGCAGUUCGAAUCCAUGGGAUGGGGUGAGUGCUCAUUGUUUGCCCCAACUACUGCCAACCUAGCAGUUCAAAAACAUGCAAAUGUGAGUAGAACAAUAGGUACCGCUUUGGCGGGAAAGUAAUGGUGUUCCAUGCAGUCAUGCCGGUUACAUUACCUAGGAGGCGUCAACGGACAACGUCGGCUCUUCAGCCUAGAAAUGGAUAUGAGCACCACCCUCAGAGUCGGACUUGACUAGACUUAAUGUCAAGGGGAAACCUUUACCUUUAUAUAAACCCCACUUGCCUAGUUUCCAGCAGACCUCACAACCUCUGAGGAUGCCUACCAGAGAUGUGGGUGAAACGUCAGGAGAGAAUGCUUCUGGAUCAUGGCCGGACAGCCCGGAAAACUCGCAGCAACUUAUCUUCUCUGUAGCAUUGCUAACAAGCAGUCCGGGGUGCCCUUUCAUGAGUUCUGCACCAUCUUUGCUGGAUGAAGAUGGCAGUGAACUUGGAAAGCUUUGAAACUAACUGGGAAUAAGACGUUUGUAAAUGAAAAGUUUUAUCUACCCUCUGCUUCUUCCCAGUUAGUCUCAAAAGUACUACAAUAUCCCUUUGAAUGUUGGAAGAAAAUGGCUUAUCUGGUUAUUUAUUGCAUUGUGCUGUUUUUAAAGAAAGGAUUGAUUUUAGAGUGGUCCAGAAUUUAAAAUGUUCCUGUUGAAAUGCCUCUAAAACUGUCUUAGGCCCCUUCCACACAGUUGAAUAAAAUCCCACAUUUUCUGUUUUGAACUGGAAUAUAUGUCAGUGUGGACUCAGACAAACUAGUUCAAAGCAGAUAUUGUGGGAUUUUCUGCCUUGAUAUUCUGGGUUAUAUGGCUUUGUGGAAGGCCCCUUAAAAGGUCUUUCAAAGGGAGCUUUGAAAAUUGUGAGAAAAACAUUCAUAGUACACCAGUUGGGUAAUUUCACUUGAAAGCGUUGUGCUGGUGAGUUCAGGUACUUUUUAGAUAUCCCGGCCUCUUUUUUGGUUCUCUGGCUUUUUGACAACAAGUUGAAUGCCGUUUAUAUAGUUUGUGUAGAUAAACAGCUGAGUCAGAACAGUUGGCCUCUCCUUUUUACUAGCAAUAUUUAGAUUUCCAGGCUUAUAUUUCUAACCCAAGCUCCAACAUUCUGAAUGAUUUCUAAUUAAGCAGCCAUGGAUGGUUCAUUUCUUCUUGUGUGGCAGAGUUACAAAGGUCCAUUCAAACACUGAAACACAACAUAUCAAUGUUCUCUCCCAAUUGUUCACAUAAAGUGAAACAUGUGGUUGGAUUUACUUUUGCCAGCAUGUGCAUAGCAAGCUGGGCGAGUGUGUAUGUUGCUCUUUCAGGAACAUUUUCAAUUCCAGAGAAAAACUGCAGGCUGUGUUUGGACUGAUCCAGAAUUACUUCCUUCUUUCCUGCCACCAAAAGACACAAGUGACCUGGGCAUGAUUUGGUGAGACUCCAGGAGUUGUAGUCUUCCCAAGGUUGUUUGCACCAUCCUUCAGUGUUUAUCGCUGUCACUCUGUUGUAGAAUGCCUUCCAGCUCCUGACCCAGCCUACCUCACAGGGCAUUUGUGAGGAUCAACAUGCAAACCGUGCCUGGGUUCCAUGCACAAUGUGGUGUAUAGAAAUGUAACAAGUAAAUAAACAUUCUAGAGUUGCACACGAAA
Molecule: messenger RNA, 4269 nt
Organism: Anolis sagrei ordinatus
Lineage: Eukaryota; Metazoa; Chordata; Lepidosauria; Squamata; Anolidae
Gene: PHETA1
Product: PH domain containing endocytic trafficking adaptor 1
Biological process (GO): retrograde transport, endosome to Golgi; endosome organization; receptor recycling
Cellular component (GO): recycling endosome; trans-Golgi network; early endosome
Source: RefSeq, a predicted model, not a curated record